GCUUGUGGACGCGGCGGUGGCAGCGCAACACACCCGGACAACUUCAGAGCAAAGCGGCUGCCACUACACCUCAGAGCAGCCAUGUCGGAGCGAAGGAGGAUCUGUGGAUGUGACAGCGCUCAGCGGUACUUCUCCUGAGCGCGUUGUUUGUUUGUGCGCGCGUGAGAGCGACGGAGAGGGGCUCGCAUCCCAGCCCGUGUGGAUAUCGCCCUCAUGGACGGGCAACGGGGCUUUUACGAGAUGGAGAACCCGACGGAGAACCCCAGCAAGGCGGCGGAGUACCUACAGGAGCUAAACAAGAUCAUCGCGACCCAGCAGGGGCUGCUGGAGAAGCAGCGGGUCCGGAUCGAAGAGCUGGAGCUCCAGGUGAAGGAUCUUUGCAAGGAGAACGCCUGUCUGAAGGAUCAGUACCAGCGGCACCUGGCCACCUGCAGACUCCAGCAGGGGGGCCACUCCAGCCUUGGGGCCAUCAAGGAGAACGCGAUGCAGGAAAAGCGACACGCCUCAUUGCCCAUAGAAGUCUCAGAGAUCCCUCUAAACCUAAUUGCCCCUCCAUGUAGAAGAAGUUACCCCUGUCGGAAAUGGAAGUCUGCAUCUUUUGGACCGGACUCAGACGUUCCCAGCUCUGCCAUGACCCACAGACGCCACCAUCACUCUGUGGAAGGUGAUGCUCCAGGCAGCGAGGUGGCCGCCUCUGUGGACCCCAGCGGUGGCUACAGUUGCGUCCCAGUGACCCACAGUGGCGGGCUCGGCCCCGACCACCUGGACAGCCAGCUCUACGCGCACAUCUUGCUGCCCGGCCACCCGCGGCCACGUCGACCCAAGCUCCAGCACUCGCAGUCCAUCCUCCGCAAGCAGGCAGAGGAGGAGGCAAUCAAGCGCUCGCGCUCGCUGUCCGAGAGCUAUGAGCUCUCAUCAGACCUACAGGACAAGCAGGUGGAGAUGCUAGAGCGAAAAUAUGGUGGGCGUUUCAUAACCAGGCAUGCAGCCCGUACCAUCCAGACAGCCUUCCGCCAGUAUCAGAUGAACAAAAACUUUGAGCGUCUUAGAAGCUCUAUGUCUGAGAACCGUAUGUCCAGACGGAUCGUCCUAUCCAAUAUGAGAAUGCAGUUUUCCUUUGAAGGACCUGAAAAAGUCCACAGCUCCUACUUCGAAGGAAAGCAGGUCUCGCUAACAGAUGAUGGCACCAAAAUGGGUGCACUGGUGCAGUCAGAACAUGGUGGGGAGAUGGGGGUGCAGGCCAAGACACCCACGACACAGAGCGACUUCACAGAUGCUAUCACAGAACUAGAAGAUGCCUUCUCCAGACAGGUCAAAUCUCUAGCUGAGUCCAUAGAUGACGCUCUAAACUGUCGCAGUCUGCAUGGUGAUGACAGCCACUCUGAGCCAGGGAGAGGUCACCAGGAUAUGGAGAGGGAGGUGAGCUGCCAGAUGAAACCUUCCCACAGCGCCUCAGAUCACCGCAAACUGGAUGAGAUGACGGCGUCCUAUAGUGAUGUAACCCUUUACAUUGAUGAAGAGGAACUGUCGCCACCCCUGCCUCUGACUCAGUCUGUAGACCGGCCCUCCAGCACAGAAUCAGACUUGCGUCAGCGCUCCCUCAACUCCUCCCAGGAUUAUUGGUCUUUGGCUCAUAAAGAUGAUAAAGCGGACACGGACACCAGUUGCCGCAGUACACCUUCCCUGGAAUGCCAAGAACAGCGCUUGCGGGUAGACCACCUACCCUUACUGACCAUUGAGCCUCCCAGCGACAGCUCGGUGGAGCUGAGCGAUCGUUCUGACCGCAGCUCUUUGAAGAGACAGAAUGCUUACGACCGGAGCCUGAGCAACCAGCAGAGCAGCCCCAAACACAUUAGCCACAGUUUGCCACCCCGCGGGCCUUCCAGGGAAGAGGACGCUUCGCGUCAUCGACCACGACAACUGGAGGCCCAUCUGGCCAUCAACGGAACCGCGAACCGGCAAAGCAAGUCAGAGUCCGAUUUUUCUGAUGGCGACAACGAUAGUAUCAACAGCACAUCCAACUCCAAUGACACCAUCAACUGUAGUUCUGAGUCCUCCUCCAGAGACAGUCUGAGAGAGCACACACUCAGCAAGCAGACAUACCACAAAGAGACUCGAAACAGCUGGGACUCGCCUGCUUUCAGUAAUGACAUCAUCCGUAAGCGGCACUACCGCAUUGGCCUAAACCUCUUCAACAAGAAACCAGAAAAAGGCAUCCAGUAUCUGAUAGAGCGAAACUUUGUUCCCGACACUCCGGUGGGUGUGGCCCACUUCCUGCUUCAGAGAAAGGGCUUGAGUAGGCAGAUGAUUGGCGAGUUCCUGGGUAACAGACAGAAACAGUUCAACCGAGAUGUCCUUGACUGCGUGGUGGAUGAGAUGGACUUCUCAGCUAUGGAGCUGGACGAAGCGCUCAGGAGGUUCCAGGCUCACAUCAGAGUCCAGGGAGAAGCGCAGAAGGUUGAGCGGCUGAUAGAGGCCUACAGCCAACGCUACUGCAUCUGCAACCCUGGUGUGGUGCGACAGUUCAGGAACCCGGACACCAUCUUCAUCCUGGCCUUUGCCAUCAUCCUCCUCAACACGGACAUGUACAGCCCCAACGUCAAGCCUGAGCGGAAGAUGAAGCUGGAGGACUUUGUUAAGAACCUUCGAGGAGUGGAUGACGGGGAGGACAUCCCCCGAGAGAUGCUGGUUGGGAUAUAUGAGCGGAUUCGCAAGCGGGAGCUCAAGACUAAUGAAGACCAUGUGUCUCAGGUUCAAAAAGUGGAAAAACUCAUUGUUGGGAAAAAGCCAAUUGGCUCUUUACAUCAUGGUCUGGGCUGUGUGCUGUCCCUACCCCACCGGAGACUGGUCUGUUACUGCAGACUUUUUGAAGUUCCUGACCCCAACAAACCACAAAAGUUGGGCCUGCACCAACGGGAGAUCUUCCUCUUUAAUGACCUGCUAGUGGUAACUAAAAUUUUCCAGAAGAAGAAGAACUCGGUGACGUACAGCUUCCGGCAGUCCUUCUCACUUUAUGGCAUGCAAGUGCUGCUCAUCGAGAAUCAGUAUUAUCCCAAUGGCGUUCGUCUGACCUCGGCCGUUCCCGGAGCGGACAUCAAAGUCCUCAUCAACUUCAACGCGCCCAAUCCUCAGGACCGCAAAAAGUUUACGGAUGAUUUGCGAGAAUCAAUCGCUGAAGUCCAAGAGAUGGAGAAGUAUCGGAUAGAAUCUGAGCUCGAAAAACAGAAGGGGGUGGUGAGGCCCAGCAUGUCACAGUGCUCUGGGUUGAAGAAGGAAACGGGAAACGGCAAUCUGAGCCGAGCAAGCCUCGACGACAGCUACGCCAUCAGCGAAGGUUUGAAGAGGAGCGCCCUCAGCAGCUCCCUGCGUGACCUCUCAGAUGCAGGCAAGCGUGGGAGGCGCAGCAGUGCAGGAUCACUAGACAGCAAUAUGGAAGGGUCCAUCAUUAGCAGUCCUCACAUGCGGCGGAGAGCCCCCUCAAGCCGGGACUGCCCGUCCCGCCACAGUGGCCAGUCGCUGCCCAACUCCUCCUCGCUGCUCGGGACCUUGUUCGGCACCAGGCGCGUGAAGUCGCCCAGCCCCACCCCUCAGCCCCUGCACCCCACCCUCAUCUCGCACACCCCGCACCCCGGCAACUUGCACCACACGGCCCGGGUCGAGACGGACACGGCGGUCACUGUGCACCCGCACCACGCCCAAUUCUGCCACGUGACCCAGAACCCGCCGCCUUACCACCACCACCACCACUACCACCCGCCCGCCCACCUGCAGCACCCUCCGCACCAGUUCCAUCAGCCCCCGUCUCACGGCCAGCAGCCACCGUACCCGCCGCACACACCGCACGGCCACGGGAGCCAUCCGGCGCACUCCGCCCACCCUGCCCAUGGCCCCCACCACCACGGCCCACCACUGCCGUCCGCCCAGGCCUCCAGCAGCACCAAGCCCAAGCACAGCGGCAUCAGCACAGUGGUGUGAGGCGCAGGGGGGGAGGGGCUGACACUGAACUUUCAUUUCUUUCCUCCUUCCGGCUCUCUGCUGAUGAGACUGUUGCCCUGUGCAUCGCUGUUGUGGUGACGUGAAGCCAGACAAGAUCCCGUGUCUCCAUCAGCAUUUUCCCCUUACACUCAGCACUGGGACACGUCAUUCAAACCCAAACAAUUUUUUUUUUUUCUUCAGUUUUCCAUCUCAUUUCAGGUCAGAAGUCUUGUCUGCCCGCCUCGAACAGCAACAGACAACAAUGCAAGAGCAUGCACAAAGACCACAACUACUGUUCCUCCUCAGUAAAUCGGAGAACAUGAUCAAAUAUCUCACCUACUAGUAUUAUACCGAAAAACAAGUAAAUGGUUAACACGACUUUAUUGUCUCCAGAGUGAUUUUGUCUGGGGUCAGGGAGCUUUGGCUGAACAGAGACAGACAGACAGACAGAGAGAGGGUCCGCCUCAGCAGUAGCUGUACAAGUAUGUAAUGUAGCGGUAGCUCACAGUGCACUGUGAUAUCUCUGUUAGCAGUGAUAAUUGUGCCAAUUACUCAAGCAUUUACUAAUUUAGCCACAAAAAAAAAAUCGCUUUAUGUAUAUUGUGCAUAGUAUUUUGUAUAAUAAUAAUAAUAUCAGCUGUUCUAAUAAUUAUUGUUACAACAGAACAAAUGGCAUCAAUUACACCUCUCAGUAUUAUACUCGGACACAGGCGGCGUAGUUUCACUGUUGAGAAGUCAAACUCAUCCACUGCACCUCAUUGGUUCCGAGUCGUGUCUCCCGCUCUGGGAAACAGGACGCCACAGCGAGCCCGCUGAGCAAACUGGAUUUCCGCUGAAUGUCCGCCGUCCAGUACUGGCUGCUUGUCCACCCUCCAAUUUUAUUUUUUUAAACUAUUUUUCUAAGCGUCCAAUAAACAAUGCGAAAGAGUGCUCUAUAGUAUAUGUUCUAUAUCGCAGCCUGGUGGGAUUCUUCAAGUCCGUUCUGCAGGAAGAGGAGGAGUUUUUAUUCGUGGAUUUCGUGGGGAAAAGAAAACACUGUGCAGACAGUGGAGCGGGGAAACGGCACAACACAACUGUCCCAAGUGUCUCUCCUGAUGUGGGAGCUCUCAGCUGGCUGAGUGUACUCUGUCCGUCUUCAGUUGCCACUGGGCGUCUCCAGGGCGGCGUGUGCCGUUCACUCCCCAGAUCCGGACCUCUCCGCGGAGCCGCGCCGAUUGCCACAGUGCAGAGAUCAAUGAUUAUCACUCUGCGAUUGGUGGCAGCACUCUUUCAGGCUUCACUCGCCGCAAAAUGGCAGUUUUAUAUCAAUCAUCUGUCUGACAUAUUAUGGGCUGGGCUGGUCGUACCUACCGGGCUUCCUGUGCACAGUCUCCGAUGUGUGUGUGGGCCAGGGGGCUGGUGUGCUGGUGAGCGUCUAGUGAAUAUCAAUGGCAGAAGUUAGCCUGUAUCUGAUGAAAGACCAUGAGAUGGAUGUUCAUUUUCUUUUUUUUUUACUUGUGCAAUAUGUAUUUACUUUUUUUGCCUCUGAGCAAUUGCAACUGCUUUUUGUUCCAUUUUGUUUAGUUCUGUAAGUCGUUGCCCCCCCCCAGAGUCCUUUGUCAUUUCUUCCCCGAUGUAUCAGCGAAGUGCGAACUUUCCACAUUGGUUUUAAAAGGACUGAACGCUCCACGCGGAAAAAGAAUGUCAAACUGAUUAACUGCAUGUAACAAUGUAUUUUGAGGCUAUAUUGUCCAACUGUCGUGUAAUCCCAAACUAUAUCAGACUUACAGUUGGCGGUCGUUGAAAAAAAUGAAUGGUAGUGUAGUUUUGACUUCUUUGAUUACAGCCGAAGUCAACUAUGUAUUUGUGUCACUCUAGAGGAGAAUCCAAUCUGUGUCCUUUCCUGAUCCGCAUAGAAUAGUUUCAUGGAUCCUACUGAUAUGACAGUGGCGAGAGCGGGGCGUUGCUUUUAAGAGAAACGUUCUUGCUAAUUGACCGACAGCUAUAUAACAAAUUGAACUCUCUCUAUCUUCAUAUUUGUCAUCUGUGUCUUGUCAAUGGCUCACACAUUACUGUUGUCAAGUGAUAUCCAGUAGAUCGGUAUUCUUAGAGGCCUGCGUCUUUACCCCAGGGGGUUUGAGCUACCACCUUCUAAUAACCCGUUACAGUGAGUAAAAAAGUUGUCACUAAGUUGAUUAAUUCAUCAGUUAACCUAAUUCCCUGUCAACCUUAUUAAUGGUUAAUAGAUCAGCGUCGAUUGGCAAUACCCAUACUGAAAAUUUUGCUUUUGAGACCAGGCAGUCUUCGGGAUGACCUUAAAGCUACAGUGUGUAAUAUUUAGGAGAACUUAUUCACAGAAAUUGAAUAUAUUGUCUUUAACUAUGUGUUCAUAUAUGUAUAAUCACCUGCAAAAAAGAACUGAUGUUUUUUCGUCAACUUUAAAUGAGUUAAAUGUAGUUAUAUGAGGUGGACCCGACCUCCCUGUAAGACGCCAUGUUUGCUGCGUCGCGUUGAAUACGGCUGCACAGAAAGGUCACGAGUACGUCGCAUUUGCAUGGAAUUUUCAGACGCUGGCGGAAAAACGGAAAUGGAAUAAAGUCACCAUAAAGUGUCCCUGUCGGUUGCAACUUUACCACCAAAUGCCGCAGAAUAAAGGACACAUUGGGGCUUUAAGAGCUGGUGAAGGAAAACCCCCCCAUGUGUCAUGGCCGACAGGGUUUCCCCACGUUUCUCACUGACAGUCCUCGACUAACUAAACCAAUCGCAACACGAGAUGCUCGAGGGUCUGAAAGCAGUGUCAUACACCUGCUAAAAGAUUACUGGUUUAUACAGCAUUUGUGUUUACUUUCCAUUAAUGAAACCAUUGGUAACAAUCUUAUCAGUUCUUUAUAAAUGGUUUCUCGUUAGAAUCGACCCCGGCCCUUUGCUGCGUAUCUUCCCCCACUCUCCCCCUUUCACACUGAAUACUGUACUAUUAUUGAAGGCUUAAAAAUGCCCCCUAUUCUUUUCUUUUUUUUUUACUUAAUGUUCUGUAGGUUACAGUAUAUCUAACCUUUGACUCAGAUCUGUAAAAUGUGCCCCUUUUUGCUGGAUCUAUUUCAGUGCGGUCAGGUAAGUGCCAAUAUGGCAUCGUCAAUUAGGGACCAAAAUUGAAUCGACCAACCGCACCCCGACAUUUGACUAAUCGGAAAUGUUCUCAUCAGACCGGCGUCUGAUUAUUGCUGACUAGUGUUAAGACAAUAGCCGAGAAGGCACCUAGCUUUACUAAAUAUUAAUAGCCUGAAUGAUCUAAUCAAAGCGUUCUCAGUCGCGACCCUCCAGUUCCCUCGGAAGACUGAUCUAUUGUAAAAAACCUGUCCACAUUCUGUGUGAGGUGCUCUGUUGCAUGCCAUUGAUGCCUACCAUUUCUUUUUGUCUUUUCCUUUCCUUUCUAUUUCUUUCCCUUUUUUUAUUGUUCCAUUGGACAGCGGGCUUGACUAGACCCUAAACUUUUUAAUGUAGUUUUGAUUUCUCUGACGGAUGCUUGUUUACAUUUAGUUCCGGGCCUGCUAGUAUGUCUUUUCGUUGAAAGUCGUGUCAUCCCACUCCGCCAUGCAUCUCACCUCUGUUUCCACUGUACAGUAUAGAGACGUGGCGUUAAGCUGCUGAGUGUAAAUAGCAAAUCCAUCUUGGGGAAAUCGAAUGUAACGUGAUGAAGCCAAGAGGGAUUGCAAGGGAGGAAACAUUUUAAGGGUGGGUUAAGAACGAGAAAACAUGUAAAUACUCUGUAAAUUAUUAUCAUUAUUAUUGUUAUUACUACUACUCAAUGUCUGCAGUUACAUUGAAGGUGCAUUCCUGCUCCCCUCUGAUAUUUACAUAAUCAUCAAACUGCUUCUCUCUGCCUCCGACAGAACUAAAUUAUCAUAGGAUCUAGAGAUGAACACCAAACUGUUACACAGUCAACGUUACGACACUUUUCCCCCGUCCUCUCACGCUCACAGCCCACUUUUCAAGUCAAAGGGAAGGGAGGAGUGCUCUUAUUUUAUUAUGCAUUCUGUUCCUAAGUAGAAACAAGAACCCUAUUGAUGUAAAACUAGUACUGUGACGAUGUUGAGAACGCAAAAUAAAAUGAUAUACUGUCAAACCUGA
Molecule: messenger RNA, 8082 nt
Organism: Scophthalmus maximus (turbot)
Lineage: Eukaryota; Metazoa; Chordata; Actinopteri; Pleuronectiformes; Scophthalmidae
Gene: iqsec1b
Product: IQ motif and Sec7 domain ArfGEF 1b
Exons: 16
Coding region: 214-3975 (1253 amino acids)
Biological process (GO): actin cytoskeleton organization; regulation of ARF protein signal transduction
Molecular function (GO): guanyl-nucleotide exchange factor activity; protein binding
Source: RefSeq, a predicted model, not a curated record